AUGGCGUCCCAGAAGUCCUAUGGCUCUCCCAGCCCCUCCGUGUCACCCAUGUUUUCUCCUCUCGGACGGCGGGGGUCGCGGGGAUCGAUGGCCACCACACAGACCGAACGAGAGAACAUGAAUGCCGCCCUAGAUCAGAUUCACAGCACAGCCUAUCAGUCGGGUUCGCUGACCCUAUUCAACGAGUUCACCAGUCCACCGCCACCAGCCUCUGCGUCGGAAGAGAAGAACUUGUCGGAAGGGCUUCAGGGUGGACUCAGUGGGCUCUAUAGCCGUUUUCGAGCUUCAGUCGGAGGUGGAGGCGGCAAGUCGGCGGAGAAGAAUGCUGUGGAACCACCCGCGAUCAAGAGCCCUGUCUCGGAGCGGUCGAUGACCAAGUCUGUCUCGGACCUGGCGGGCAGCACGACGGAGUAUCCGCCAUCGAACCCCAACUCUUCGCAAGGUUCGAGACUGCACUCACCAGUGGCGUCGAAUUUCCAGCAUAACCCAGACAUCGCGCAGCAUUCACAUCUCAACAAAACAUCCAAGGGUUCCUCACAGAGCGCCAGUGUAUCGUCCAAGACUUCGAUUUCGCCCGCUCCCGCUGGCAAAGCGAACAUUGCGCCAUUGACAAAGUCUACCGGCAGCUCUGUCGCGGUAGAUCCUGCCGUUACUCAACUGCAUGUGAAUGCCAUCGGUCAAAGCCACCGUUCAGCAAGUAGCUCGGGCAAUAUUGCAUCGGUCGGGAUUCCAGACGAGGUGGCAAGUAUUAGCAGCAGAGAUGGCCCUGUCGAAAAUCCUUUGAGUCAGACAUCCUCUGUCUUAAACCCAAGCGUGUCGCAUUCUCCGGUCAUAUCAGCAAAGAUGCAGGACAGUCAUCAUGAAGACCAAGGAGCAGUGGAUGCUAAUGCAUCGUUCGUCUCAGCAAUCCAGGCCUCCGAUAACCAGUCAAGGAAAUCCGGACUUGCAGAGCAACAGGGGUUGCCCGAAAACGCACUGGCGCCGAUAUCAUCGCGACAUUCAAAACAAUCCGAGCCAAUACAAGAUCUUGCCCCUGCACGCUCGACAGAGAGGCCAAACUCGAGAGCGUCUAUCGGAGUAAAUGAGUCAAGUGCACCGGCCCCUGCGUCGACCAGCAUCCACAAACUUCCCCAACAUGAAGAGGACCUAUACCAGGCGGAUGACUCUGCCAACAACAGUGUGGUUGCCAUGCCUCGCGAUAAAAAGAAGACAACCGAGUCUUCCAAGGCCCCUGUGUCGGGUAAAUCCAAGGACCAGCCGAGCAUGCCGGCCAAAACGGGCCGAUUGCCUGGCUAUGUGAUGUCGCGAGCGUCUACUGCCGAGUCUGUUACAACAGUAUCUUCAUUGUCACCAUUGAAUACGGCCGUUGAUCGAAGCCUCGGUGCAGGUCUACGCAACGCCCGUCAGCCAAUAGCCCGCGGGGAUGGUGUCCUCUCUCAGCUGCGAAGCAAACUACUUAGCAAAGAUUUCUGGAUGCGCGACGAGAAUGCGAAAGACUGUUUUCACUGCGGGGAACCCUUUUCGACAUUCCGCAGAAAACACCAUUGUCGCACAUGUGGUCAGAUUUUCGAUUCAAGAUGUACUCACUUGAUACCCGGAACUCGGUUUGGGCAACCUGGUUCCAUCCGUGUUUGCAAGCCCUGCGAGGCCAUGAUCAACGGGCAUGAGGAUGACUCUUCCGAGUUUUCUGACAGCGAGCAGAGCCCCAUUGUCACCAACCCUCGAAUUUCCGAGUUCGCUUGGAGCAAUAAUGGACGCACCUCUGCGGACGAUGACGAUACGUCAUCUGUGGUCUCUCAGUCGAUUGACCAAGUUCUAAAAACGCCAACAAUGGCCAUUCCAGCCACUCGCCGUGCUGGUGAGGGCCAUAAUAGCCGUUCGGCAGUCCUUGAAAUCAAUUCAGACCGCCCCUUGACCAGACCUACCUCCUCGCGGUCAUUAAGAGCGUCCUUGAAUACACGGCCACACUCCGUAAGCCACAAGCGUCACCACUCUCGUCAACAAUACAUCCGAAGUUUCAAAUCAUAUCAUGAAGAUCGAGCUCCAUUUCAGCGCCGCCAUGGUGAUGACUUUGCAUCUGAAUCUCGACUUCCUGCAUUCCACAAAGAUAACAUCAUUGACCCCGACCUGGCUCAGUACCUAUCAGAUGACGCAUCCAGCGGUGAUGAGCAACCUAGCCUUCUUUCUGCGGUUUCUGAGGGUUCUUUCGCUAAAGGUAGUGGUGACCAUGAGAGAGCAACCCUUGGUGGCCUUCUUGGCUCAGCCAUGAAGAAAGGUCGAUCCGCGUUCGGAGAUCGAAGUGCCCCCAGCAUAAGCCAUUCUAUGCGAGAUGCAGAUGACGCCAGCAUUAGCAGUUCAAAGGCUGUGAAUCUGCCUCGCACUCAUCGUCGUCGAAACCUCAGCGUUGCUAGCAGUCAUCGCCACUCACCACGGGCGUCAAAAGACACCAUAUUUCCCCCUGACAUCUCUCUGCAUAAUUCUCCAUUCUCUACUGUCGUUAGAAAUCCAGGCGGAUUCAAGAUGACCCGAAGCUCGUCAAUGAGAGGGGCAGGAGCCCCUCCUCUUGAGUUGAACAGAACCAGUCUGGAGCAUGUGCGCAAACUUUUACGGCAACUACUCGCGGAUUCGUCUGUGCCACAUGGUGAAGGCUGGGAGAAUGCUCUUCUGCCAAUUCUGUUGAAGGCCGCUGAUGAAGUGGAUCCAGAUGUUCAGCGAGGGGACGACAUGGAUAUUCGCCACUACAUCAAGCUGAAGAAAAUCCCCAGUGGCCGGCCAGGUGACACAUCCUACGUCUCAGGACUGGUGUUCACCAAAAAUCUGGCGUUGAAAAGUAUGCCCCGGAGUAUUCCGCAUCCGAACAUCUUAAUCAUCACUUUCCCACUGGAAUAUGCUCGCCAGCAGCAGCACUUCAUGAGUUUGGAGCCUGUCAUCCGACAAGAGCGCGAGUUUCUGGAGAAUCUUGUCAGUCGAAUCGCUGCUUUGAGACCCAAUCUGCUUCUGGUUGAGAAGAACGUGUCCGGACUAGCUCUGGUCCUCCUUGAGCAAGUUGGAAUUGCAACUGCGUACAAUGUGAAGCCAUCAGUUUUGGAGGCUGUGUCUCGGUGUACUCAGACUAGGAUUGUCACAUCCAUGGACAAGCUCUUGACCACACCCGUGCGCAGCGAGUGCAGCAGCUUUGACGUGAAAACUUACGUCCACAGUGGUCGAAGGAAGACGUACAUGUACAUCUCCGGUUGUCCAAAGGAGCUUGGCUGCACCAUCGUUCUUCGAGGUGGAGACGAAAAGGUGCUCGGGAAAGUGAAACGGAUCACGGAAUUCAUGAUCUAUGUGGUAUACAACCUUCGACUGGAGACGUGUCUGAUGCGAGAUGGGUUUGCAAAGAUACCAACAUCGCCCACGGGCGAGAUGAAAAAGAUCGACAACAACGGAGACAAGAAGAAUUCGCCCCUGCCAAUCGCCAAUGAGGGCGAGCAGGAGGUCUCCACUUCUCAGCAAGAGCACAAUGAGAAAUCUGGCGAUCUUCUUGAUGGAAAGCCACCCGUGGCGGCCGAAGCCACCGACGUUCCAGAUGAUGUUCCCAUGCCGACGUAUUAUAAUGAUAUGGUCCAAGACGUCGAUACCAAGAUCCUUUCCACUUCCCCCUUUGUCAAAUUCGAACCUCCCUACUUGCUCAUGCGCACCAGAGAGAUGGAGCGCCGGCUGGCCUAUCUGAAACGUCUUCGUGAUCAGGAUCAAAGCUGCGAGCCUCCUGCAGACGAGAAGACCAAAUCUCAGAAGUUUGUGCUCAUCACCCCUGAGAUGGUUCACGAGUCACCCCAUGAUGCCCCGCCUAAGGUCAAAGAAGUGCUGCAUGCGGCCCACGAUGCUGAAUAUGACCGGGCGCUCUAUCAUUAUCAAACUCAGAAACGCCAGUGGGAAGCCUAUGUGUCCGGUAAUGCGAAUAUGUUUGACCCGUAUGCUCAUCAGAAUGUUGUUGUCUUGUACAGUCUCGUGUGCACAACAACUUCUAUCCCUUGCUCUGGGCCGGAUAUCUUUGCUCUAGAGUUUUACAAUGAGCACGGCGACGACACGAUCUUUGAGCCGGAUUGUACAAUUGGGCAGUACGUCGAGGACCUCUGCCACUCAGCGAACGCAGUAUGCACUGCAAACGGCUGCGAGAAGCGUAUGUCUGAGCACCAUCGCCAGUACGUCCACGGAGAUGCGCAGAUUAGCGUCUUCGUUCAGCCCUAUCCUUCCAAGCUUCGAGGCCUGCAGGAUAUUGUCCUGAUGUGGAGCUGUUGCAAGAUCUGCGGAAAUGAGACACAGGCUGUUCCCAUGUCGGAGAAUACCUGGAAAUAUUCAUUUGGAAAGUACCUAGAGGUCUCUUUCUGGGGCAGAGAUCUACAUGCGCGCGCUGGUGUUUGUCCCCACGAUCUCCAGCGAGAUCAUCUCCGUUAUUUCGGCUUCAAAGAUGUUGCCCUUCGAAUCCAGUACGACUCGAUUCAUCUCCUCGAGAUUGUUGUUCCGCGGCCUCGGGUUACGUGGAAGGUGGACAAUGAUCUGAAGCUGAGAAACGAAAUCUACUCGAAAACAGAGAAGCGUCUCAACAAAUUCAUGGCGUCGGUGCUUGCGCGGCUGAAGGGGAUCAAUGUCGAGAGCGUUGUGCCCGAGCUGGCGGAUGACUGCAAGAAGGAGAUUGAGUCCUUAAUCAAAAAGGGACACGAGGAACAUGCUGCUUUGAUCCGUCAGCUGCAAGACAGGUACACCAGCUCCCGCUAUUGGGAGGUGAUCCCCCUGAACGAGGUGCUCCGUGCCGUUCAAGAGAAGGUUGUCGAGUGGGACAUCUUAUUUGCCGAAUUCGAACAGAGUUUCUUCCCAUCUGAAAAGGAUAUCAAGCGGAUGGCAACGCUGCAGCUCAAGAAGAUCUUCCUUGACAAAGACGCUACAUCCGUAACAGCGGAAGAAGCUCUGCAAUCCCCCACUGAUAUGGAGGAUGAGGGCACGCAAGCCCUGGAUAGGCCGCGGCUGAGGCGGCGCAUGACACUCUCGCCGGAGAAGGCGCAAAAUGUUUUGGUUUCGGUUGUUGAGGAGCAUACGGGCCGGAAACACCGCGAAAAAUCUUAUGCUGACUUGCCUCCGCUUCCAUCUCCACCUCCGACUGAGGCUGCGGCUUUGUCGACUGAUGCGGUGGAAGGCAAGAGGGCAUCUCCUCAGGAUGAAGCUGUUGCGCAAGAAGUCCGUCAUUUGGAUUUGGCCGUUCCCUCAGGUCAAUCUCCACGUUCGCCUCUGGACGCGACUUCGCCCUUGCACCGACCUGUGACCAAGUCAGAUGUGCUGGAAAUACCUGCUCUUGACAACUCUGCCAAACUACCGCCACCCUCGCAAAAUGCAGGACUCAUCGAAGAGAGCAAAGCCAUGGAAAGCGAUGCAGAGGGUGCCACUGCGAAUCUACCAAACACUCCAGCUCCUCGACCCUCGGCCAUUCCAAGACUCACCGAGGGUGCAUUCCGACGAUCAGGAAAAGCGCGAUCUCCGCCUUUGUUACGCGCCCAGUCCCAGCCCGCCCACCUUUCACGAGACAAUUCCGGCAUCAAAUUGAGUCCUCCUAACUUUGAUCUGGACACUACCGUAUCCCCCGAGUCACCCACCAAAUCUCCCGACAAAAAGUUCUCCCUUGGCCUAAGUGCACUGAAACCAGGCCGGUUCACUUCAGGGCACUCUCUCAUACCACGCUCUACCCCGAAUCGCAAGGGCAGCUCGCGCGUGUCAAAUCUGGCCAGACACUUCGAGCAACUGAGUCGCGAGUUUGAAAAGGAGAGACAAAAAGAACGACGACAGCGCGCUGCCCGAGGCACACAUUCGCGCGCCUUUCCCUUGGCCUCUUCAAAGCCUAUCGUGGAGGUGUACCGCAAUGUGAGAGAGGCUGUUGAGGAGCGUGAGCCCCCGGUGGAUGGCGAGGAAGUCUUGCCUCCUGCUCCGGGGAUCCCCUUAGAUGACAGUGGCCGAAAGAGCGAUGAGUCUGCAAGACAAUCGCCGGAUGACAAGUUGAAGGAGAAGCCAGCGGCACAGGAAUCUAUACCCGAAUUGAAGGACGUUGCGCAGCUGCUGUCUGAGGGCGAACCGGAUGAAGUUCCCAGUGACGAAGAUCGAGCGGUGGUCGAUGAACUCCAUCAGGUGGAUUCCCUGGAAGAGGCCAAGUCGCUACCCGAAGACGAUUUCAAAGACCUGCCCAAGGAUGAGCGCACAACACUAGUGAAGAUGCUGACCAAUUUCUGGUCUGAGCGGUCUGCCAGUGGCUGGGCGCCUCUUGCGUAUCCGCUCAGCGUGACGGAUCAUGUCUUCGCCGAUUGCGAUAUCAUCGUGCGGGAAGACGAGCCGAGCUCUCUAGUUGCCUUUGCUUUGGAUUCCUCGGAUUACAAGGAGAAGCUCGCAAGCAUCCAAAAGCGGUAUGAUGAGCUGGAGGACUCUCAGCCGGAGUCUGAGGAUGAUACCGAGUCCGCGAACGAGGCCCGCGUGGAGCACGCUCUCCUACGCGCCACGGGUACCCACCUCAAAUACCAAUUCCAGGAAGGUCAGGCGAAGAUGCUUUGCAAGGUUUUCUAUGCGGAGCAAUUCGACGCUCUCCGCAAGAAGUGUGGCGUGGCAGACCGCAUCGUCGAGUCGCUCUCUCGCUGCGCGAAGUGGGACUCCAAGGGCGGCAAAACCAAGUCCUUGUUCCUGAAGACGCUCGAUGACCGAUUUAUCCUCAAAUCCCUAUCCCCGAUCGAGACGCAGGCCUUCCUCAAAUUCGCACCCGCCUACUUCCAAAUCAUGUCGGAGGCCCUCUUCCAUGAACUCCCCUCCGCCAUCGCAAAGAUGUUCGGCUUCUACCAAGUCAUCAUUAAGAACCCCGUCACAGGCACCGAAUUCAACUGGUUCCUGCUGCUAAUGGAGAACCUCUUCUACGACCGCGUGCCGACCCGUCUCUUCGACCUGAAGGGCUCAAUGCGCAACCGCAAAGUCCAAAGCACCGGCGAGCGUGACGAAGUGCUUCUCGACGAGAACAUGGUUGAUUUCAUCUACGAGACUCCGCUCUUUGUCCGCGAACACUCCAAGAAACUGCUCAGUCAGAGCGUCUGGAACGAUACGCUGUUCCUGGGCCGUCAAAAUGUCAUGGAUUACUCACUCAUGAUCGCUAUCGACGAGUCACGCAGCGAGCUGGUUGUUGGUAUUAUCGAUUGCAUUCGCACCUACACGUGGGACAAGAAGCUUGAGUCUUGGAUUAAGGAUCGUGGAUUUGCGGGCGGUGGUCGCAACCGGCCGACGGUGACUAGUCCCAAAGAAUACAAGAGUCGGUUUAGGGAGGCGAUGGCGAGAUAUGUCCUCCAAGCUCCGAGCUGCUGGCACCAGUUCCAAUCCAGUGCAAUGUACCGCUACCCGCAGGGCGAGAACCAGUCCGGUGGUCAUGUAUCCCAUCUGGCUGAUAUGGAUGCAGUCGAUCAACAUGGCAAUGUGGAAGGCGUUUCGCGUUGA
Messenger RNA from Penicillium riverlandense, 7491 nucleotides. RefSeq names its product 1-phosphatidylinositol-3-phosphate 5-kinase FAB1. NCBI's taxonomy places the organism in Eukaryota, Fungi, Ascomycota, Eurotiomycetes, Eurotiales, Aspergillaceae. The record is from RefSeq and is a predicted model, not a curated record. Gene Ontology annotation, cellular component: fungal-type vacuole membrane; endosome membrane. The transcript has 2 exons. Gene Ontology annotation, biological process: phosphatidylinositol phosphate biosynthetic process. Bases 1 to 7491 code for a protein of 2496 amino acids. Gene Ontology annotation, molecular function: ATP binding; metal ion binding; 1-phosphatidylinositol-3-phosphate 5-kinase activity.